Messenger RNA from Sugiyamaella lignohabitans, 924 nucleotides. RefSeq names its product Pcd1p (gene PCD1). Lineage: Eukaryota; Fungi; Ascomycota; Dipodascomycetes; Dipodascales; Trichomonascaceae. The transcript has a single exon. Bases 1 to 924 code for a protein of 307 amino acids. Gene Ontology annotation, molecular function: acetyl-CoA hydrolase activity; coenzyme A diphosphatase activity. Gene Ontology annotation, biological process: coenzyme A catabolic process. The record is from RefSeq and is a predicted model, not a curated record.
AUGAAACAGACGGCUAUCGAUGCGUUAAAAAGAUUGAGGUCGUUCAAGAUCAAAUCGUCGGUUUGGGAUGACUUACCGUAUACCCGACGUGCAGCUGUGUUAGUAACUCUCUUCAGGAACAGUGGUGGAGAUUUAGGUUCUAUUCUCACGAUCCGUGCUAGUAGCCUUUCCACUUUCUCUGGCCAGGCAGCUUUACCAGGUGGUAAAGCCGAUGAUAUCAACGAAACGACGUACCAGGUUGCGAGAAGAGAAACCCAUGAGGAGAUAGGUUUAACGUCCGAUGACGAUGCCUUACGGUCUCAAGGGUACGCAAUGGACUAUUUAACGACUCUGCCGGCUUAUAUGUCGAGGAAUCUUCUUGCUGUUCAACCGUCUAUAGCAUAUUUACGGCCCAUCAAUGCUCCUAGUAUUGAUGACAUUUGCUCGGAACAUUACAACAAUAGAAUUUUCCCUCACGACUUUUAUUCGUCUUUCAACCAUAAGACAGAUCUUCCUGGAAUUAUAGACUCCCACGCAUUUUCUGAUAGCACAGAGGUUCAGGAGGUAUUUUCUGUCCCAGUAAACAAGUUUCUGUAUGAUAACCCAAAAUACUACACCGGCAAGCCUGUAGACUGGGGUGGAUUGACAUGGAAUCAGCAUUGGUUCAAGGUGAUUCGUCGUCAUAAAGCAAUUGGUGAAGUGGGUUGGUUAUCUGUAUGGGGACUUACAGCCAAUAUUCUCGUGGAUACUGCCAUUAUUGGAUACGACCAGCAACCUGCUAUGCCCCAUAGACAGAAAGGCCAGUUUGGCGACGAAGAGAUUUUGAGAGCACUGCAUGAACUGGGUAAACUGCCUGAAGAGAGGAACAAGAAAGCCGAUCUAAAUAUCCAAUUCAAAGAAGUUUUUGGCAAAGACUCACCUCUGCUCUCGUUACGGAGCAUGUGA